Messenger RNA from Dicrocoelium dendriticum, 1004 nucleotides. The record is from the annotation of a GenBank genome assembly. NCBI's taxonomy places the organism in Eukaryota, Metazoa, Platyhelminthes, Trematoda, Plagiorchiida, Dicrocoeliidae.
GGCCCCCUAAGACAACCCUCUACUUCGGGGGGGCGCGGGGCGGGGUGGGGGGGGGUGCUCGGGGGGAGCCGGGGGGGGGCGGGGGGGGGGGGGGCGGGGUCGGGGGGCGGGUCGGGUCGGGGGCGGGGGGCGGCGGGCGGGUCCGCGGUCCGGGGGGCGGUGCGGGCGGGGGGUUCGUCGGGGCGGGGCGGGGUCGGGGAGGGGGGCGGGGUCGGUCGCGGGCGGGCCGGGGGGCGGGGGGGGUCGGCGGGCGGGGGGGGCGGGGGUCGGGGGGGGGGAGGGGGGGUGCGGGGGGGGCGGGGGCGGGCUCGGGGGGGGACGGGGGGGCGGGGGCGUCGGGGGGGCGGGGUCGCGGACGGGGGGCGGGCGGGGGGGUCGGGGUCGCGUCGGCGGAGGGUCGGGCGGGCGGGGGGGGGGGUCGCGGCGUCGGCGGGCGGGGGGGGCGGGGGGGGCGGUUCCGGGGGCGGUCGGGGGGGUCGGGGGCGGGAGGCGGACGGGGGGGCGGGCGGUCGGGGGGGGGGGGCGGGGGCGGGGCCGUCGGCGUCGGGCGGGGCGGGCGGGUCGUCGGUCGGGGGGGGGUCGGGGGGGGCGGGUCGGUCGGGGGGGGGCGGGGGUUUCGGUCGGGGGGGGUCGGGGUCGGGGGGGGGGGCGGUCGGGGGGGGGGGUGGGGGGCUCGGUCGGCGGGGGCGGGCGGGGGGGGGUCGGUCGGGGAGUUCGGGGGGGCGGGGGGGGGUUCGGGCCUUCGGGGUUCGGCGGUCGGGGAUGGGUCGGGGGCUGGGCUUCGGGGAGGCGCCGGGGGGGGUUUCGGGUUCGGUGGGGUUCCGGCGGGGCCGGUGGGGGGGGGUAUACUUUCUGGGGGGUCGGGCGGCGGGGCGCGGGAGCUACGUUCGGCGGGCGUCGGGGGGUUCGGGGUCGAGGACUUACUUCGGGGGCUCGGGCGGCGGUGGGCCGGGGGCGGGCGGGCUCGUCUUCGGGCUGGGUGGGCCAGCUGGGCAACCGGGUAG